CUUUCUUUUAUAAUUGAAGAGUACUCCCCUCCCUGAUCAGUCUACUAUUUUUAUAUAAGCUUCAUUAUGAUUAUUCCCGUCCGUUGUUUUUCUUGUGGUAAAGUCAUAGGUAACAAAUGGGACAACUAUUUAUCACUUUUACAGGCUGAAUAUACAGAAGGAGAAGCGUUAGAUGCUCUUGGACUUAAGCGAUACUGCUGUAGACGUAUGGUGUUGACACAUGUUGAUUUAAUUGAAAAACUUCUACAUUAUAACCCUCUGGAACGUACAAGAGAUCGCGGACGUAAUUAGAAAGGCUUUGAAACGGAAGAGAGAGAAAAAGAAACCAUCCAGCUCAAUAUAAACGAUUGCGAAAUGAACCAAUUCAAAAAAAAAAAACAUUCUAAAUAUAAUCAAUAAACCAGCAUAUUCAUUGGAGCAGCACGUUGAGAUUGCGUUUGUUUUUAUAGUAAUUAUUAUUAUGUAUGAAGCUGGGCUGAUUUCAGCAAUUUAUGACAGUGGAUAAUAUAGGAUGAUACCAAUGUAUAGCAGAAGCUUGUUUAUAGUUGCGCUAAAUAGAUAAAGGAGAUUACUUCAAGUAUAUUUUAAGAGGGGGUCGCGUUACAGCUAGUUUGAAUGCGACCAGUUAACAGCCUUGCAGUUUAGAACCCUCUGUAUAUAUAUGAUAUACGUUUUUCAAAAAGAGAAGUAAUCGGUUGGGC
Messenger RNA from Mycotypha africana, 701 nucleotides. RefSeq names its product DNA-directed RNA polymerase I, II, and III subunit RPABC5. Gene Ontology annotation, biological process: transcription by RNA polymerase II; transcription by RNA polymerase I; tRNA transcription by RNA polymerase III. Gene Ontology annotation, molecular function: DNA-directed RNA polymerase activity; zinc ion binding; DNA binding. The record is from RefSeq and is a predicted model, not a curated record. Bases 67 to 291 code for a protein of 74 amino acids. The transcript is spliced from 3 exons. Lineage: Eukaryota; Fungi; Mucoromycota; Mucoromycetes; Mucorales; Mycotyphaceae. Gene Ontology annotation, cellular component: RNA polymerase III complex; RNA polymerase II, core complex; RNA polymerase I complex.